AUGUCUGCAAGAGACGGCCACAGGAGGAAGGAGGAGAACAAGGAGGAAGAAGAGGAAGAGGAGGAUGGGAAGGAGACGGGGGAGGAGAAGGAGGAAGCAAAGAAGGAGAAGGAGGAGGAGAACAAGGAGGAAGAAGAGGAAGAGGAGGAUGGGAAGGAGACAGGGGAGGAGGAAGACGAGGAGAAGGAGGACAAGGAGGAAGAUGAGAAAGAGGAGGAGGGGAAGGAGGACGAAGAGGAGAAGGAGGGGGAGAAGGAGGAAGAAGAUAAGGAGAAGAAAGGAGAGAAGAAGGAAGAGGAGGAGGAGAAGGAAGAAGAGAAGAUGAAAGAAGAGAAGGGGGAGGAAAAAGAGAAGGAGGAAGAAGAGCAGGAGACGAAAGAAGAGGAGAAGGAGGAGGAGGAGAAGAAAGAAGUUGUGGAAAAAGAGGAGGAUGAGAAGAAAGAAGAGAAGAAGGAAGAAGAGGAGGAGAAAGAGGUUGUGGAAAAAGAGGAGAAUGAGAAGGAGGAAAAAGAGAAGAAAGAAGAAGAGGAGGAGGAGAAGGAGGAAGAAGAGGAGGAAAUGGAGGAGGAGGAAGAAGAGGAGGAGGAGAAGGAGGAAGAAGAGGAGGAAAUGGAGGAGGAGGAAGAAGAGAAGAUAAAAGAAGAGGAGAAGAAGGGGGAAGAAGAGAAGGAGGAAGAAGAGGAGGAGGAAGAAGAGAAGAUAAAAGAAGAGGAGAAGAAGGGGGAAGAAGAGAAGGAGGAAGAAGAGGAGGAGGAAGAAGAGAAGAUAAAAGAAGAGGAGAAGAAGGGGGAAGAAGAGAAGGAGGAAGAAGAGGAGGAGGAGAGCUUUGGGCUUGACGAGAGCUUUGGGCUCGACGAGAGCUUUGGGCUUGACGAGAGCUUUGGGCUUGACGAGAGCUUUGGGCUCAACGAGAGCUUUGGGCUCGACGAGAGCUUUGGGCUCGACGAGAAUACGACCUGA
Messenger RNA from Knipowitschia caucasica, 960 nucleotides. The record is from the annotation of a GenBank genome assembly. NCBI's taxonomy places the organism in Eukaryota, Metazoa, Chordata, Actinopteri, Gobiiformes, Gobiidae.